Molecule: messenger RNA, 2560 nt
Organism: Nelumbo nucifera (sacred lotus)
Lineage: Eukaryota; Viridiplantae; Streptophyta; Magnoliopsida; Proteales; Nelumbonaceae
Product: transmembrane 9 superfamily member 2-like
Biological process (GO): protein localization to membrane
Cellular component (GO): membrane
Source: RefSeq, a predicted model, not a curated record
UAUGUAAGAGGAUGGGAUGUUUCCCCAUGGUUGGGAAAUCCGGACUCUUCGUAAUCUCGGAUUCUCGGAUGUCUGCAUCGGUACCAGAUCGAAUCGACAAAAUACAAUUUGUUAUUCCGGUGGACAGACAUUCCAGUGCUAUGAUACCGCAAAGACAUGAUACAGAAAACUUCUAACAAAUCAACCACUAAUCAUUAAAUGGUAGCCAAAUCUCAUACCGUCAAAUGGGUAUCACCACCAAAAUCUCCUUGAUGCAUCAAGAAUGUCCAAUACUCCAAUGAUACAGAUUCUUAAUUAUCGUGGUCGAACAUUUUUACGUUUUUCUACUCUUUUGUCUGACUUCAGCACUUCAUUUCCCUCCAUUUCAGAUCUUCAACUCUCCCUGUCUCGACCAUGACUUCAGAGACUCGAUUCGCUCUCUUCGUGAUUUUCGCAGCUCUCGCGACCUCCGCACGAAUUGCAGGAGCUUCGCCGGAAGAUCAGCGCUACAGUGUCGGAGAUGUUGUUCCGUUGUUCGUCAACAAGAUUGGUCCCUUGAAUAAUCCCAGUGAGACAUACCAGUAUUAUGAUUUGCCGUUCUGCCAACCAGAUAAAAUAACCAAAAAGAGAGAAACACUUAUGGAAGUUCUGAAUGGUGAUCACAUGGCUACUUCUCUAUAUGCAUUGAACUUCAGGGAGAAUAAAACUCUGGAGAUUCUUUGUGAGAAGAAGCUAAAUAGUAACGACGUUGCAGAGUUUAAAGAUGCUAUCAGUAAUGAUUAUUACUUUCAGAUGACAUAUGAUGAUCUUCCAUUAUGGGGGUUUAUUGGUAAAAUUGAAGACAACCUGUUGGUUCCUAAUGAGACUUGGCCAAAUUAUUAUCUCUUCAGACAUGUCCAAUUUGAUGUUCUUUACAAUGAGAACCGAGUUAUAGAAAUAAGUGCUUUUAGUGAUCCAACAUAUACUGUGGAUAUCACUGAUGGUGUUGAAACCAAUGUCAAGUUCACUUACUCGGUCUUUUGGAGUGCAACUUCAACUCGGUUUGAGAAUCGGAUGGGAAAAUAUUUGAGAUCUUCUUUACAUCCACAGAGUGUACAGCUUCAUUGGUUCUCAAUCAUUAAUUCUGUUAUCAUCAUUAUGCUUUCAGUAGGGACAUUUGUCAUGCUGUUUCUGCAGAAGCUCAAGAAUGAUAUCACAAAGUAUUCUGUUGUUGAUGAAGAAGAGGAUAUGCAAGAAGUUGGUUGGAAGCAUAUUCAUGGUGAUGUAUUCAGAUUUCCUCCAUACACAUCCUUGUUCUGUGCUGUCCUGGGAACUGGUACUCAGCUGUUGACCCUGGUUUUCUUUGUAUUUGUUCUGGUUUUUCUGGGGGUCCUCUAUCCUUACAACCGUGGAGCACUUUCUUCUUCUCUUGUCAUCAUUUAUGCAAUUACAUCCUUGAUUGGUGGCUAUGUUGCUUCUUCAUUCCAUGCUCAAUUGGCAACAACUAAAUGGGGAAAGACUCUCCUUCUAACUGGGAUACUCUACCUUGGUCCAGUAAUUUUGACAUUUUCUGUUCUGAAUACAGUUGCCAUAUCCUAUGGGGCCACAGCUGCUCUCCCAUUUGGCACCAUUCUUGUGUUUAUUCUCAUAUGGAUACUAGUUACUGUCCCACUGCUCACCUUGGGUGGCAUGUUUGGGUAUGUUUUUAGGUCUGAAUUUCAAGCACCUUGUGCUACCCGGAGUUGCCCAAAAGAGAUCCCACCAUUACCUUGGUAUAGCAAGACACCAAGUCAGAUGUUUCUUGGUGGUCUUUUACCAUUUUGUGCAGUGUUCAUUGAGUUGCACUACAUAUACACAAGCUUAUGGAGCCAUAAGAUCCACACAGACACUAGCAUUCUUUUUAUCUUGUUCAUCCUCCUCAUCGUACUCACUGCAAUCCUGAGUGUUGGGAUGACAUACAUUCAGCUUUCAGGAGAAGACCAUCAAUGGUGGUGGAGAUCUGUGCUACGUGGGGGUUCAGCUUCCAUUUUCAUGUAUGGCUAUUCCAUUAUGUUCUAUGCCAGGUCAAGCAUGACUGGUUCUAUGCAACUUUUGUUCUUUUUAGGCUACAAUGCUUGUAUAUGCUAUGCUUUCUUCCUGAUGCUUGGGACCAUUGGUUUCCAUGCGUCAUUGCUAUUUGUCCGCCGUAUAUACCAUGCUGUCAAGUGUGACUGAAAGAUCCUCUCACUUCAACUGCGUUCAUGUUCAAUGGGUGAUGGGCCAUGUGGUGGCCAUUGUUUCAAGGGAUAUUCCUCCAAGCUCCAAUUUCUGUACUGAAUGAGAAGACUCAAUGUAUCAGAAGCAUGGCAUUGAUGACAAGCUGGUUUUUUGUACCAUACUGUGUUCAAUAUUACCAAAUUCAUGCAAUUCUGCCGAAUCUGCCUACAGAGAGAACUUCUCAGAACAUGCAUUUGGACAUUGAAAUAGCUAACGGUUUUGAAUCCAAUUUGACAAAAUUAGAUAUUUGAUUACCUCUGAAAGAGAUGGUAAAGCAGCUAAUGUAUAGAUUGUAGAUUUUCAUGGUUAUUGUUUCUAGUUUCUGAGGUUGCUUGUAUGAGCACCA